Messenger RNA from Trypanosoma grayi, 336 nucleotides. RefSeq lists its product as hypothetical. The transcript has a single exon. The annotation marks the transcript as partial. Lineage: Eukaryota; Euglenozoa; Kinetoplastea; Trypanosomatida; Trypanosomatidae. The record is from RefSeq and is a predicted model, not a curated record.
AUGUUACCCACCAACCCCCAGAAGGCCCUCAUGGAUGUGGAAUGGAUGAUGAGCCUCUCGGCUCUCAGGGCGUUCAUCGAAUAUUGCGGACAGACCCCGUUUUCGUUCGAGUACAGACCAAAUUUCAGUACACAGGUCAAUCGCGUCGAGGGCAUACUCACACUCGAGAACGGGGAACUGACCAUUUGUCUGGAGAAUGGUGCGAAAGCCAGUUUCGUUUCUAUGCGGCACCCUAUGGUGUCGUUUAACAUGCCACAGGAUGAGAACUUUCUUAAGACUUUUGACGAUGCACGGGCGACCUUUCGAACUGAGUGGAUGGCACCGGAAGAAAGCAAG